UGUUUUCUAUUUAGUGAUAAAUUGAACUUAAUUGUUUCGCCUAUAAAUCUCAUAACUGAAAUUCAAAUCAAACGGUAUUUGCUUCUUCUUCUUCGGCAUCUUCAUUUCUCAAUUCUCACCGCUACAUAACCAAACCCCAGAACAUUCAAUCUAAGUAUCCAAUCUUUGCUCUAUUAUGGCUAAAUUUGUUGCUCCUGGUCGCUUGAUGAUUAAAGAUGAUAACUUGGAUCUUCAAAACCCUAAAAAUGCUGUAUCGAAUGUCAAGUCAAAGAUUUCUAAGACAAAUGGAAAGAAAGGCGGUUCAGGGAUGGGAGGUCGAAAGGCACUAAACGAUAUCACAAACAAAAAAUCAAUUCAACCUGAAGCCUCAUCUAGGAAAAAGAAUUUACCUAAGGAAGAGAUUAAUAUAAAGGAGGAAAUGUUCUCACACAAUCAUACAAAGUGCAUUGAGUCCCAGAAAGCUGCAAUGGUUAAUUUCAAUCUUGAGGCUGUUCUUCCUCCAGAUGAUGGCAUACCUAUUCUAGAGCAGAUAAAGGUUCCCGGUUCCCCUCGAUGCUACCCAGAACCAGUGGAACGGCCAAUGUCCGAUUUUUCUGUCUGGUUGGACAAUCCAAAGCAGUGGAACUCUCCUCCUCCUUCUCCAUUAUCACAUGAUUCUCCACCAUCGUCACCCUUAGCAUGGCAAUUUAAAGACGUGGAGUUUGUCCCGAAAGAAGAAAUUGAUGUGUAACAUCUAGUUUCUAAUACUACUGCUGCAUGAACCAUUUAUGUGAAUAAAUUUCAGGCUGUUUUAACAAUGUACAUAUGUAGUGGAUUGCCAAUGUUAUUCGAUAAGUUUUUGCACCCCUUCGGAGAUGUAUCUAUAACAAAAUAUGACGGCAAUACAUGUUUUGAAAACGUAGGAAUUUCUUUCUUUACUGAAUAUAUGUAAAUAUCUUGCACAAA
Molecule: messenger RNA, 945 nt
Organism: Trifolium pratense (red clover)
Lineage: Eukaryota; Viridiplantae; Streptophyta; Magnoliopsida; Fabales; Fabaceae
Product: protein PATRONUS 2
Exons: 5
Coding region: 176-730 (184 amino acids)
Biological process (GO): regulation of mitotic cell cycle
Source: RefSeq, a predicted model, not a curated record